Molecule: messenger RNA, 675 nt
Organism: Penicillium angulare
Lineage: Eukaryota; Fungi; Ascomycota; Eurotiomycetes; Eurotiales; Aspergillaceae
Product: flavin-linked sulfhydryl oxidase ERV2
Exons: 4
Coding region: 1-675 (224 amino acids)
Cellular component (GO): mitochondrion
Molecular function (GO): flavin adenine dinucleotide binding; flavin-dependent sulfhydryl oxidase activity
Source: RefSeq, a predicted model, not a curated record
AUGGCUAGCCGGCAAAUCACACGGCGCAUCGUGAUCAGCGCCGCGAUCUCAAUACUUCUAGUAUUCUUCCUAUUCAUCCGACCACAAGGCCCGCCGAGUCCUGCUAUCCGAGCACCGGGACACAUAACACAUGCCUCGUCAUCCGCACCGGGGGUCACCAUCCAGCAGGACCUGCUGAAAGGGGCGGUCGUGAUGCCGAAGCUAGGGAACGAAACAGUCAAAGCUGAAUUAGGACGUGCAACAUGGAAAUACUUCCACACUGUCAUGGCGCGAUUCCCCGAGAAACCUACACAAGAUGAACAGGACGCCCUACGUUCAUACAUCCACCUAUUCGCCCGCCUCUACCCUUGCGGCGAAUGCGCUGAGCAUUUCCAGGGACAUCUGAACAAGUACCCGCCACAGGUAUCUUCGAGGAAAGCUGCUGCAGGAUGGGCAUGCUUCGUUCACAACGAGGUCAAUGCGAUGCUCGAGAAGCCCGAGUUCGACUGUAGUAAGCUUGGUUCGUUUUACGAUUGCGGCUGUGCCGAGGAUGAAAAUGAAGAGGGUGGCGAGGAGCUUUCUGAGUCUAAGGACGGGCACUCGGCUGCGACCCGUGCAGAUGAGCAGGGUAGUGCCUUGGAUGCGCACGAUCAUUUGGCCGUGGAAAUCUCAAAGGAAGCGACUACUCGUGGCUAA